AACAAGAUUAUGGUCCCCCAUAUUUUUCUGUUAUUGUUAGGUUAUCUGAUAAAUUAUCUCUAAAAUUGUAAUUCUAGAUGAUCAUUUUUGUGUUGCAGCAUUGAAUCUGAGGUAGAUAGAAGAUUGUAUAUCAGAUUACCAGUAAAAAUUGAAGACGAAUUUGUUGUAAGAGAUUUGCAUCCUGAUAUAGUUCAAGUCAAACUUCCACGACAGAAGUCUCGUCGCUGGUGCAUAGUUCUGUUUGACAGCAAAGAAAAGUGCCAGGCGGCUUGUGCGUGCUUGAAGAAAAAGAAGAUAAACAAGAAAAAAAUUAUUGUGAAACCAUUUAAAAAAGGGGGGGGUGAGGAUUCUGUGAAAUCAUCCAAACCACUUGUUAAGUUACUGAAAAAGUAGAUUGAUUCCAUAUAAAAAUGGGUCUCACAUUUUUGGGAAACCCUUAUGAGGAGGAGGAAUAUGAGGAUGAGGGGUGGGAUAUAACUGCUGAUGAAGAGGACUGGAUCCAACCAAAUAAUGUUGAAAUGCUGGGCGUAUUUCGACUGGUGCCCAGUGACUUGAUGGAAAGCGAUUGGCAGACACUCCCAGUCGACUUGGAGGAAGAACAAGAUGAUACCGACAAUGAUGACGAAGAUUGGCGACCUGAAGAUUACGAUCUAAGUCACGAUGAUGACGAAGACGAUGACGGUUACAAUCCCGACGAUGAGGAUUACGAAGCAGAAGAAGAAGUACUGGAUUUCGACGCCGGGCAGCGUUUCAUCCCAGCGGGCGAUGAAGAUGAUGACGAUGAGGAUCUUGAUUAUGUCACUUUUGAUCACGCAAGAUUUAGGGCAAGGCAAACAACUUCGCCAGUUCCAUCAUCGGACCUCAGUACAGAUGAUUCUGAGAAAACUACCCCCACUACUAGCACAAGCAGUACAGCAGAUUCUGAGAAAACUACCCCCACUACUAGCACAAGCGCCCCUAAUUCAAGCCAGUCGAAUUUAGAAGAAAAAACUACAAGCAGGGGGACAGAAUGAUUGUUUUGCGACAUGAUAUUAUUUGUAUUCUGUUAAGUACCAAACGUUACCCUGGUUUCUGUUGAAUAACCCCAUGUAGAAUAUAUUUCUUUUUUCUUUCAUCAACUGAGGAUUCCUUUAUUUUUAUAAAAUACUUAUCAGAAAGUGUAUAAAUGGAUGUAAAUUGUUAAUUUUGGUUUUAAUAGGUUUAUAUUGCGGCACAUGUUCUACUGAUUUACUUAUAGUUUCAUGUGUCAAUUUAGUGUAUGUUUUAUAUCACAUGUUAAAUAUAUCAAAUAAGGUUGUAUUUCUUUGUAUUUUUGUUGACUAUGCAGGGG
Molecule: messenger RNA, 1330 nt
Organism: Acanthoscelides obtectus
Lineage: Eukaryota; Metazoa; Arthropoda; Insecta; Coleoptera; Chrysomelidae
Source: the annotation of a GenBank genome assembly